AUGGUGAGCAAGGAGGGCGGCAAAUGCAUGCUCACCAACUCAGAGUCUGACUCGGAGGCAGUGCCCGUGCCCUCCACCUCGCUGGCGCUGGAGGUGAAGUAUUCCCUGGAAGCCAGUCGACAGGUGAGGAAGAGGAACAAGGCCCUGCAAGUGCGUUUCAAGGAUAUCUGCGAGGCACAGAACGAGCAAAGGGAGGCGGAGUUGCAGGCAGCGGGGAAAGGCGGCAAGCCGAUCUCCUACAAAGUGGCGUACCGCAAGUACAUGACCGUCCCCGCCCGCCGGUCCAUCCCAAACGUCACCAGGAGCACAGGCGUGCAGACGUCCCCCGAUCUGAAGAACCGCUAUCAGACCUUUCCCUUCGAGCGCAAAAAAGGCCACACCUUUAAGCACGUGGCGGCCGUGGAAACCUACAGAGGUCAGAAUAACGGUUUUGUCAUGGAGGUGAAGCAGUCCAAGGCUGCUGAGCAGGGUUUAGAUGAGGAGGAGGAGGAGGGAGCCUGCGGGGGGAGUGGAGUCCGGAGAACCAGGGCUCUGCUCCAUACUAAUGAGUGCAUUGCCACAGUGGAGCAGCACACUGCACCUGAUGGCCUGUGCUCUGACGCUCUGCAGCUCAGUUGCUCUGCAGACACAGACUGCCUUGCAGACACACAGAGAGGAAGCGGAGCCGGAGCACAGGCUGAGUACCAGCUCUGCAGUGUCCCAUCCAAAGCCAGGACAGGAUUACAACACAGGGAGGCCGAUACCGACCGCUCGGCCAAGAGGCAGCUGCUCAAUCUGGAGGAGGGCUCGUCCCGGACCCUGCCGGACAGGGCCUCCAAGGUUACGGGCCCCAUCGCAUGGAACUCCCUCACGCAGGUGGAGUGCCUGGACAGUCCGUCUGUGCGUAGCAAGCGGAAGAAAGCCCUGCAGCUCAACGGGGUGCAGAGUGAGACGCUACCACGCUCCAGCGGAGGCUGUACAACACAGGCACAGUGCCACACAGGACAGCUAUCUGCCCGGCCUCUACGGGGCAUGGAUGAGCCUCUGACGCCCGGUAGAGGUGGCGAGGCUCGUGGGGCAGCGCCCAACCAAACACAGGAGGCCUGCAAGCAAAUAGUGCCUAUGAAUCAGGACGGGGAAGUUAAAGCACAGCUCCAGGCCAUGGAAAAUCUCAUCAGCUCCAGCCAAGAGACCAUCAAGGUGCUGCUGGGGGUCAUCCAGGAACUGGAGAAGGGGGAGGCCCACAGAGAAGGACUCACCUAUCGAACGGGACAGGACACGGCCAACUGCGACACGUGCCGGAACAGCGCAUGCAUUAUUUACAGUGUGGAGCUGGACUUCAAGCAGCAGGAGGACAAGCUGCAGCCGCUGAUGAUGAGGCUUUGCCCGACGCCGGACGGCCACUUCGCCUCCCUGCCUUACCCCCAGGAGGCCUUCACCUCCACCCCAAAGCGCAAGUCCAAAGCCGACUCCAAGAAGCACGCUCGCUGGAAACUUUGGUUCCUGUGA
Cyclopterus lumpus (lumpfish) is the source of this 1488-nucleotide messenger RNA. RefSeq names its product inhibitory synaptic factor 2A. The record is from RefSeq and is a predicted model, not a curated record. Lineage: Eukaryota; Metazoa; Chordata; Actinopteri; Perciformes; Cyclopteridae. The transcript has 3 exons. The coding region runs from base 1 to 1488 and encodes 495 amino acids. Gene Ontology annotation, biological process: inhibitory postsynaptic potential. Gene Ontology annotation, cellular component: postsynaptic density.